Molecule: messenger RNA, 645 nt
Organism: Penicillium crustosum
Lineage: Eukaryota; Fungi; Ascomycota; Eurotiomycetes; Eurotiales; Aspergillaceae
Exons: 2
Coding region: 1-645 (214 amino acids)
Source: RefSeq, a predicted model, not a curated record
AUGAAAUCCCCUACUCACGGCAUUUCAAUAAACAUCUACGGCCGCGGCGAUGCCAAACUUGGCGAUGGACCCUCUCACAUGGGAAUCGCCUUCUACAAACAUGGCUCCUCAACCUGCGAAAUGCACCAUAUACGCAACCCUAUAGAGGAAGUCUUCGUCUACGAUCCACGGCCACAGCCACUCGAAGACCCGGUUCUGAAAGGUCGUUGCGAGCUUGGUUCUCUCUCCUCUGAACAGAGCGUACAAGCUGCUAGCCUACUCUCUGCCUUUGGGAAUGAUGAAUCUAACAUCCCCGAGUUCGGGCAUGCUGGUGUUGUUUCCUCCGGAGAAGGGUCAUUCUGGAAGAAUAUGAUUAACAGAAGUUCGGAGGAAAUGAAGAAUGAGUGUCUUCGGGCGGGGAAGACAUGGAUAGAUGGUCCGGAGUCAACGUAUGAAGAGGAACCUGAUGCAAAGUUUGUGGAUAAAGAACAGGGUACAGUGAAGCCGGUUGGGAAGUUGGCUCAGAAUGAUGUCUUCCGGGCGCGAAUGCAGUCGCUUCUGGGCUCUAAGGGGAGUGGAGGGAGUGAUAUUGAUGAAACGCCUGUAGAACGGCCGUUUUAUGUGUCGAGUCCUUUCUUUAGUAAGAUGGCCGAGAGAAGUGAUUGA